AUGUUUCGUAGUUUCGUAGGCAUUGUAUCGUGUACAGCAGUGGGAAAUAAGGUGGUGGAUGGAGGCGAACGUUUAGCCCUUUACUGGGAUGUGAAUAGGCCAUUCCUGCGUGUCGUCUUUUAAGGAUCAGGGCGGAAGUCCUGCUUACAUAGUAGCAGUAUUGGUUCAUCAUCAUCGUCCAACACGUCACCAUCCGGCUCACCGUCGCGUAGCUCGGGCGCCGAUCGCGCCCGAUCUCAACAGGGCACGCCACCGCUUCAGCCUGCCCUGAAGCAAACUACCACUAAAAAGGAUCCGUACAGAAGUCAGCGUUCAAUGUCACUUGGCAGUGCUGCACAUGAAUCACUUCUUGCAGCAGUGGCUUCAUCUUCGCAAGGUCCGAUUCAUACCGUCGACUUGAGUCGCCCCGAGAGUGGUAUCCUAUUUCAUUUUUCCUUUAUCAUUUUGCAUCAUAAAUGA
Gongylonema pulchrum is the source of this 459-nucleotide messenger RNA. The record is from the annotation of a GenBank genome assembly. NCBI's taxonomy places the organism in Eukaryota, Metazoa, Nematoda, Chromadorea, Rhabditida, Gongylonematidae.